AUGGGAAAGGCGCAGAAGAAGACCGGAAAGGGUCGUCUCGAUAAGUACUACAAGCUUGCAAAAGAGCAGGGCUACCGUGCUCGGUCGGCCUUCAAGCUCAUUCAGUUGAACAAGAAGUACUCCUUCCUAGAGAGUGCACGAUGUUGCAUAGAUCUGUGUGCCGCCCCCGGCGGUUGGUUGCAGGUGGCGAGCAAGUAUAUGCCAGUAAAUAGUGUUAUAGUCGGCGUCGACUUGGUACCCAUCAAACCCAUUCCUCGGGUUGUUACAUUUGCCUCCGACAUCACCACACCGCAAUGUCGCAAUCUUAUUCGAGCAGAGCUCAAGGACUGGAAGGCCGACGUCGUCCUCCAUGAUGGUGCGCCGAACGUCGGUUCAGCCUGGGUCCAGGACGCAUACGGCCAGUCUGAGCUGGUGCUCAUGAGUAUGAAACUAGCCGUAGAGUUCCUCUUGAAGGGUGGGACGUUCGUCACCAAGGUCUUCCGAAGUGCGGACUACAACAACCUCAUCUGGGUUUUCAACCAGCUCUUCGGAAAGGUCGAGGCUACGAAGCCGCCAUCAUCCAGAAAUGUCUCCGCCGAGAUCUUCGUUGUCUGUAGAGACUUCCUUGCUCCGAAGCACAUCGACCCUAAGUUUUUCGACCCCAAACAUGUGUUCAAGGACCUGUCUGCGAUGGCUCCCGGGGAAGGGGGUGUAUCGUCCAAGAACUACCACGAGAGCGUCUUCCAACCAGAGAAGAAGCGCCGCAAACGUGACGGAUACGACGAGGGGGACUACAUACUCUUCAAGAAAGCAGGCGCUGCUGAGUUCAUUCGCUGCCAAGAUGCAGUCGUAUUUCUUGGGAGCAUAAACAAGAUUACCUUUGACACGGAAGAAGAGAAAGAAUGGCUGAAGCUGGACAUCACGACGUCUGACGUCGUUGCCAACUGCGAAGACCUCAAAGUCCUCGGCAAGGGUGACUUUAAAGCCCUCAUGAGAUGGCGCACUGCCCUGCGAGAGGAGAUCGGUCUUGAAGUCAAAACCAAGCACGCUGAGGAACUGACGGAAGUUGUUGAGGUGACAGAGGAAGUCGACGAGGAGACAGCAAUCCAGAACGAGUUGGAACGUCUCAACGCCGAAGCCGCGGCGCGCGCGAAGCGCGACCGCCGACGUGCCAACGAGGUCAAGACACGGACUAUCCAGCGCAUGCAGCUCCAGAUGACCGCGCCGCUCGAUAUCGGUUUAGAGCAGAGCGAUGCUUCAUUGGCAUUUGGCCAAGAUGAUAUAUUCGACCUAGAUGGUGCUACCAAGGCGAUGAACAGCCGGGGAGGCGCCAAGAGACUCGAGGAAGAAGACGACGCGGAAGACGACGACGAAGACGAGGGUGGGAGCGACGCGGAGAACGAGGAUGUCCUGGACUCCGAGGAAGAGCGCGAACGAAAAGUCGAAGGCCUCCAAGCGGAUCUCGACGGCCUCUACGAUGCCUACAGGGAUCGUCUGCGAGAACGGGACGCAAAGUUCAAGGUGAAGGAGGCGAGGAAAAACAACAAGGCUCGAGAGGAUUGGUAUGGAAUUGCCAAGAAGGAUAGCGACGAUGAAGAUGAAAGCGAAGAAGAGGGUGGGUGGGACAAGAUGGAGGAGACGAAGGAGCGAUUAGGGGAGGAUUCGAGCUCAGACGAGAGCGACAACGACGAAGGUGCCCCAGUGCGUGCAGGGCAGAAGCGUCCAAUGGACUCAAAUGCUCGGGGUUCUCAGCAAAUUCGCAAGAAGGCGCGAACAUCGGCCGCAUCGGCUGCCCCUCCUUCGAAUCCUCAAUUAAAUCGUGCCGCGCAAGUUUGGUUCAGCCAAGAUUGCUUCGCGGGUCUUGACAUCGAUAUCGAAGACGACGAGGCUGAAGAGGACGUUCAGAUGGACGAGGACGAGGAUGAGGAUGAGGAUGACGGUGCUCAAGACCAAGCGCAGACUAGCGACGAUGAAGACGAUUUCGAAGUGGUACCUCAGGAUCCUGAUGACUCCGCAUACAUGUGGGACGUCGAAAAUGAGAACGAGGACGAGCUCAAGGAAGCGAAGAUACGGAAACACGGCCUUGUGACCCCCGAGGCUGUCACAAUCGCGCAGAAGCUCGUAAAUAGGGAGAAGACACGGACUGAACUGAUCAAUGACGGCUUCAACCGCUAUUCGCUCAACGCGAAAGACGGGCUCCCUCCCUGGUUCCUUGAUGACGAAGAUAAGCACUAUAAACCCAACAUCCCCGUCACCAAAGAGGCCGUAGACGCAUUGCGGGCAAAGAUGCGCGCCCUCGACGCUCGACCGAUCAAGAAGGUCGCAGAAGCGAAGGCACGGAAGAAAAUGAGGGCUGCUCAACGUCUCGAAAAGGCCAUGAAGAAAGCUGAAGGCGUCAACGAAACUACGGAUAUUACAGAGCGCGAGAAAGCUAAGCAGAUCGAGAAGUUGAUGCAAAAGGGCAUGGCGAAUAAGCAGAAGAAGGAAGUGAAGCUAGUCGUUGCAAAGGGCGCACACAAGGGCGUGAAAGGUCGACCGAAGGGCGUGAAGGGACGCUAUGUCAUGGUCGAUUCGAGAAUGAAGAAAGAGCUGAGAGCACGGAAACGAAAAGAACGAGCCACCAAAAAACGCAAGCGGACCUAAUUUCACCCAUGUCGGUUGUUAUCAUUGCACACAUUUAUCUGACAUUCCCACUAUCUCAUUCGCACGAUUGUACCACAUUUAACACAUCUCAGAUCAUAUUA
Messenger RNA from Postia placenta MAD-698-R-SB12, 2723 nucleotides. RefSeq lists its product as hypothetical. Gene Ontology annotation, molecular function: rRNA (uridine-2'-O-ribose)-methyltransferase activity; rRNA (guanine) methyltransferase activity. The transcript is spliced from 10 exons. Gene Ontology annotation, biological process: maturation of LSU-rRNA from tricistronic rRNA transcript (SSU-rRNA, 5.8S rRNA, LSU-rRNA); maturation of 5.8S rRNA from tricistronic rRNA transcript (SSU-rRNA, 5.8S rRNA, LSU-rRNA); rRNA methylation. The record is from RefSeq and is a predicted model, not a curated record. Lineage: Eukaryota; Fungi; Basidiomycota; Agaricomycetes; Polyporales; Adustoporiaceae. Gene Ontology annotation, cellular component: preribosome, large subunit precursor; nucleus; nucleolus. Bases 1 to 2622 code for a protein of 873 amino acids.